Molecule: messenger RNA, 6857 nt
Organism: Rana temporaria (common frog)
Lineage: Eukaryota; Metazoa; Chordata; Amphibia; Anura; Ranidae
Gene: KLF9
Product: Kruppel like factor 9
Exons: 2
Coding region: 562-1359 (265 amino acids)
Biological process (GO): regulation of transcription by RNA polymerase II
Molecular function (GO): DNA-binding transcription factor activity, RNA polymerase II-specific; RNA polymerase II cis-regulatory region sequence-specific DNA binding
Source: RefSeq, a predicted model, not a curated record
CUGAUAGAACCUAUGGGAGCCGCAUCCCAUUGUGACGCGUGGGGUUCUGUUAAAUUGUUACUGAGGCAGGAGAAAUGCCUGAACCCUGAGAGUGGAAGGUGGAGGGGCGGGAGAGGGGGGAGUGAGUGAGUGAGGAGAGAGAGAGAGAAAAAAAAGUGUGUGUCUCAUAUAGAGCUUUGUCUGAGAUUUCAUCACAGACUGUGUAUGAUUGAGGAGGAUGCGUGUGGUGGUGGGGACAGUGAAGUAGACAAAGCACCUGGUUGUCCCCUUGUGGGGGGGAGACAAUGGCGCGGGUUCAGUAGGUGCCACGUGUGGUGGUGGUGCGGCACUCUCUCUCUCACACACACACACAGAGACAAGUUUUGUGAAAGAAGGUAAAGAAGUGUGGUGCGGCAGGCAGUGAGGCAGACACAGGAGGGGCAUUGUGUAGUAGAAGUGGGGAGGUCCCAGACUAGUGCUGUCUGAUGAAGAUGAGGGGCUGGGUGCUGCUCAGGAGGAGCACACACUCAUAGCAGCCUGCCUUCUACGACUUGUCGUUGGAUCCUUCUCUAUACAUUGGCAAUGACAGCAGUCGCCUACACGGACUUGGUGGCUGCUCAGUGUCUGGUGUCUAUCUCUAACCGUACGAGAGAACCUGAGGUAACGACUGACGAGGAGACCACUACUCUACUAAGUACACCAGCCGCCACAGAACACCUGAGCGAGCAGCACCACCACCUCAGGACAAUGGCCGAACCCCUGACUAAGGAGCACCAUGACGGGGGACCAGGAGAAGCCUGGAAGGACUACUGCACCUUGCUCACCAUAGCUAAGAGCCUACUGGAGUUAAACAAGUACCGGCCCCUGCCCUCCCCGGACUACAGUGACGAGGAGCUCAGCUCGGACAGUGACGUGACCACAGAGUCCGGCCACAGCUACCACAGCAAUAGCAGCAGCAGCCGGACGGACUACAGCCCCGAAGCGGGCUCUACACAGCAGCCGCCACGCCCACCCAGCCCGGACACGCCCAGCUCCCCGCCACGCCCCACCGGCUCCACUAGUGAAAAGAGGCACAGGUGUCCCUAUGCCGGCUGUGGCAAAGUCUAUGGCAAAUCUUCCCACCUUAAAGCCCAUUACAGAGUGCACACAGGUGAACGUCCUUUUCCAUGCACAUGGCCAGACUGCCUUAAAAAGUUCUCUCGAUCUGAUGAGCUGACCCGCCAUUACCGAACCCACACAGGCGAGAAGCAAUUUCGAUGUCCCCUGUGCGAGAAGCGGUUCAUGAGGAGUGACCACUUGACCAAGCAUGCCCGUCGCCACACAGAUUUCCAUCCCAGCAUGAUCAAAAGGUCCAAGAGGUCCAGCUCAGCCUUCAUCUGAAUACUGCAUCUUUGAGUCAACAAAGCUGUUACACGAAAAUUUCAGCUGCUGUACAUAUCAUCUUUUUGCAUCUUUUCAAAAGAAAUGUAGCAGUUUUAAAAUCCAUGCUUCUGCAGCAGUUAUAUUAAAGGAAAAUGCUGCCCGGUUUCUUUUGGUGGCACACGACUCUAGGUAUUUUUUGUAGUGGUGUAAUCUGUACCAUCACGGUUUUGACUGUAAGAUCUUUUGUGCUUGCGCUGGCAUGAAUAUGUGUUUAUGAAAUAGAACCACAAUGGAUCAGCUUUACAUUUGUGAAAGAAGUAUGAGAACACGUGCUUACACAUAUAAAGGGAAUACUUUUUUUGUUUCUUUUUUGAUGAAACCGUAUGGUAUUUGGAACAUUAUACAUCUUAUGAAGUGAGCAGGUAUAGAGUAUACUUGAACCUGGUUUCUUGUGGAUUAUUGUCUUACAAUGUCUUGAAAUAUGUGUUUUAUUGUUGAUGGAAUACUAGUCUCCCACUAUUAUGGACCUCAUCAGUCACCUAGUUUGACUUGACUUAUAAGGUGCACUUUGUAGGACCAGCGCCAUCCCUUAUUCCUCGGAGCAUGGUGAACAUAGAUGGAACUAAACGACACUAAGGACUGGAAAGCUUAGAGGAUGAAAGCCUUGUUGUUUUACCUAUCAUGUCGUAGGUUGAUAAAGCUGUUAAUGGGAGAUGCAAUACUCAGUAAUCAUACUGUAUAUAGUUUGCAGUAUCUUAAGAUAAAUGUCCUUUCAUGGAUGUAUUCACACCGUACCAAACUUUUGGGCAGACUGUCUCUAUGUCUGCUUUGAGUGCAUCUGUUGAAGAAUGACACAAAGCUCCACAGAAGACUGAAAGAACUUAUAUGCCUUUACCCUGCAAGUUUAGAAUAAUAUCAGAGGGUCAUUUUAUUACACCUGUAGGUUGCUAUGCACAUUUUAUAUCUCACAUAGCAACGAUGAACAGUUUUUGCAAAACCAGAAUGUUUGAUUCAGCUUUUGACAGAGGCGAUGCCAUCAUUUCAGUGCUUUAUGAGACUAAGCACUGGAACACUGGGCAGUGCAAACUUGCAAGGAGUCUUUUCCAGGCAAAUGGUCUGUCACUGCAUUCACUACAGUACCGCACUUUCUGAUUGUGUGACGGCACUCUGCGCGUACAGACUGACAGAAAGUGUCAUUCUUUUAAAUGCGUCACAAUUGUGUCAUUUAGGUUCUUGAUCUAAUUAUUCAAUUCACGUUUACAUAACUUCAUUUGGUAGCCAGAAGUACCAAAUGGAAUGAAGACUUUUUUGCACCUUAUGUUUCCUAUUUCACAUGACGCCUAUAGACUUUUUCCAUACCGGAGAGGCUGCUUAUUGGUGUAGUAGGCCUCUCCAGCUGCGAGGGGGGGAUAACUAUGCAUAAUCUAGCCAAACAGGCGGUUUACAAAUUUAUGUAUCUGUACUUAAAAAGUUAGGUUCAUUCCAUAGUAUAAGCACUCCAAUCAUUCUUUUUUGAAAUAGUAGAAAGGACUGUUGUGAGUAACUCCACACUAUCAGCUAUUUGCCUUAUAACUAUCCUACUAAUUAAAUUAUAGGGAUGCCAUGUCACAAGGCAUUACUAACAAGGCCAGUCAGGUUUUGUACAUGUUUCUGAUUCACUUAGCCUUUAAAAGAAUUACAUAUAUGCACGGGGAUAAAAUAUUAGCUGUAGUUCUGAACCCCUUCAUAAAAUAUUAUAAUUACCCUUGGGACAGUUUUAUAAUCAUGCAAGUGCCAAGGGUCUCCCUUUUUAUAACAUUUUGUACAAUUUUCACAGGCCUUUAGUGCCUCCUUUAUUUGGUGUCUUUCAGAUUUUUUUUCCAGCUGGAUCAUACAUUAGAAGUGCAUCUAAUGGAGUCUAAUGCACACGCAGAUAAGUGUAAGUUACUGGUAAAAAAAAAAGUUUCAAUUCAGAUUUAAAGGUCCAGAAAACCUACAAUGCAAGAAGAAUCAUAUAAGACAUCUGAAUAUUAGCCACAGUCAAACAAAAUACGGCAUAUUCUGCAAGGCAGGACAAAGAGCAGGUCUGAAUUGCAAAUUGCAGUAACCCAUUGCAGUAAGUUGUAUUACAGUGUACUGAAAUUAUAUUGCUGAAUGCUGGGAACAUUUUUGUAUUUCUUAUUGCUCAAAGAUGAAUUCAGACUGGUACGAUGAGGUACUGCACUUUGCUGUUUUGUCAGUCUUAUUGAAUAUGCCUGUAUAUGCUGACUUCCUGUCCUAUAGUCAGCCUAUUAUCUGCCUGACUUGGAUGAUAACAUUAGAGGCUGCACGGCCUAUGCUUGUGCAAUGCAUAGUAUACUCUGUUAAAGUAAGGCUGGGUUCGCAUAUGCAAAUUAGAUACGUUUUAAAUCACAUCCAAUUUGCAUGACCUGACCUGGAGCCGGUUCACACAUGUCCGGGGCAGCCGCUGUGUGGUUUGAAAAAGGGUCCUGUGUGUUUUUGGGUCCAGUUCAGGUGCAAAUUCAGGCAAUAAUUUGCACCUGAAUCAAUUAACAGAAACGCACCGGACCCCGGAUUUCAAACCGCAGCCGCACAUAUGUGUACCUGGCCUAAGAGGCUUUUAUAUAGAUAUUUGUGCAUUAAUAAUACAACCUCUUUAAUUUAAGUGUUUAAUUCAGGCUUAUUUUCCUCAUUAUCACAAUUUAAAUAUCAAUAGUGGCAGUGGGAAGAAAAUAUUUAUUUUGCACUGAAAAGGUGUGGUUUUUAUUUUUUAAAGGACACUUCACAAGCAAUUAGAGCCAUGUUAGAUUUGAAAAAGAACAAAAUUAUCAAAUGUAAUCUUUUUCGUUUACUCGUGAAACAAUUUGAGGUACAGCACAGUAGGCACUUUGGUUUUCUAUUUUAUUUAAUAUGUAUCCUUUACCAGAAAUUAUUAUUAUACCGUGUGCAAUUUUUUGUUUGUCAUUAGGCCAUAAAAAAAAACUGUUGCAAAAAAAAGAAAAAAAAAAUUCAACAACAACACUACAGUUCAAUAAACUAUGAAACCGGAAUGUCAGGAAAAAAUAACAUUAUACACUUUCUACCUCUGUUUCAGUUUUUGAAACACCUAAUUCUUUAUUCCGUAUAGCAGAGUAAUUCUUCCAGUCAAGGUAGCCAGAUUGAAAAAAAAAAAAAAAUUGUAUGGUUUGGUUUAAUGAUUUUCUGUUUUACUGCCAGGGGCAGCAUGUGGUUUUAGUGGGAGAUCUUUAAAAAAGGCUAAAUGAGGACAACUGCAAGCAUUUCUGGUUUUGCACAUUGAGCAGAAAGAAAAGAAAAAAAAAACUUAACGUCAUCAACAAGCACAAAUUAUAUACAGUGACUUAUGAAAAUAAAGAAAGGAAACUUGUGGGGUUUUUUGCAUUCAUGUUCAAACACAAGCACCCCUUAUUCUGUAUGUAAUUGUUGCAGAUAAGAUUUGUUUUUCAAGAUAAAAUGAUGUUUGUCUGUUAAGUAUUUGACAUAAGAUCUUUGAGCAUUGUAUUUACAGCGUCCUGACUUGCUUUAAGGUGUAUAGAAAUAUUACAGGUUUAAAUUGGAUUUAUAGUGGUUAAGUAUGACAACUUGUAUAAAUAGAGCUUCAACAUGUUUCAGCUUAUAAGUACAAAAAAACAUCAUCAUUAUAAGUUUAAGAUAAGUGAAAUUUAGUCUAAGUGACGUUAAGGAAAUGUUUAUUUUGUGAUUUGAAUUACAAAGCAUGUGUCUUUACCACUUCUGAAACCAACAUUUUUAUAACAUUUUAUAACAUUUUGCUGUGGCUUUAAAUCGAAUGGAGCUGCCUUUGCUCCAUAAUGUCAGAUUCAGGAAUUCUAAUACAUUUUCUCAUGCAUGUUCCUGUUCUACAGAAUUACAUCAUCAUGCUUAUUUUUUAACAUAAACUGUAUGUAAUGCUCAGUAGAAGACUGGCAAACAGUAGUAAACAUUCCAUGAAAGUAAACCAAACCUAGCCCUUUAGUGGCAGAAGAAAUCAAACCAUACGUAUGAUUCAACACUUUUUUUGUUAACUACAGUACAGCCUCUAGUCAUUAUCACUGUAGAAAAUUGACUUUGGGCAGUGAAUGCCCAAACAGAUGUCUUUCUGUAUACUUGCAUUUUUAAAUCCAUUGGACUUUUUUUUUUUUCUCAACUUCACAUAUGGUUUUCUUUUUCUUCUUGUGUUAGCUGCUAUAGGCAUCAGGCUUGACAGAAAAUUUGCGAAUUGGAAACUCAUGCCUUAAAACCCAACUGAACAUUCAGUUUAAAUCCGCUAACUACAUUCUAGGUGCAUUAGAACAAAGGGUGUGCAGAGCCUUACAGCUUUUUUGUGUGCAUGCAGCAACCACAGCCUUAGUAAAAAAAGCCUGUCCCCUGCUGGCAUGCUGUAGAGUAGGACCCUUGUUCCAUGUGUAGAAAUGGUAAUCAGCAAAAGCUGAUGCUCCCUGCUGAUUGGAGAGCUCAAGAUCUGACUCGGCAGGGUGUGUGUCAGACCUUUGCAGAGAGACUACUGUUUCUACACAGAGAGGUAUGGUUCUUUUCUACAACAUGUCGGCAGAGGACAGGCUUUCAACUCAAGAUGUUGCAAAAUUGUAAGACUUCCCACACAUUUUUUAUUAACGCACCAGGAAAACAUUUAUUUAAUUUAAACUAAAAGUUCAAUUGGGUGUUAAUUCUUUGGUUGCUUAGACAAUAAUUAACGUAUAAAAGAAAAUAUGCCUUUAGUAUGUAAGGGAUAUUUUAGAUAGAAAUAAAAUCAAUAAGUUGCAGAAGUAUUCUUUAAAAUAGAAGGCGAGUAGAGGUGUUGUCUAUAUAAACCUAUCAUGCAUUUAAAAUGUUUUUGAGAUUAAUAUAAAUAACGAUCAUUGUUUUGUCUUUCAGGAACCUAGGUGAUAAGAAACCUUGAAUUCUAUUUCUUACUUCCCCAUGCACAGGCCCUGAAUUACAAACAAAAUUGUAAUAAGAUAACCCAUUGAUGUCUCCAGAAUGAUAUUGAUGAUCAUCCUGGUUAAAGACCAAGUCUAUACGGUAGAGAAUGCUAAAAACAUCCAAUCCUGUUUGUUAAUUUUGUUUUUGAAUGCUGUGGCCACCACUUCCACUGUAAAGAAUACCUUAGUUUAUAAGCAGUGAUCACUGGCCACUAUUAUCUGCUGUCUGUACCUAAAAUUAUUUUUCUGCUUGUAUCUACACAAAGGGUGCCUUUAUUUAGAUCGACAAAAUAACUUAAUUAGUUAAAAAAAGGUUUGACAUGGACAGUUGCUAUAUAAAAGAGAAACGUAUAAAUGCUAAAAAGCUGACAAAAAAAAAACUGGCACAGUAUAGUUAGAAGAAGUCAACACUGCCUUGAAGGACGUUCUUUUAGGAUCUCCCAAUACAGAAUAAUAAGUUUACAUCAAGUAAAAGAUGGUAAAAAUGAAUCCUUAAGAUUUUAAAUACACAAAAAAAUCUGGUUGAUUGGCUAAAUAUAUCUUUAAAAUUGAUUUUGCUGGGCGUUUUUUAUGUUUUUCAAAUAUACUUGCCUAAAGCAG